AAUAGUUACUGUCAGUUAUCUUGGCUUCAAAGGAGGUCAUACUACGGAUGUUACUUCAAAGGAAGUGCUCUCACAAACAAAACAGACACAACCAUAGUAAGUCUCCAAUCCCAGUCGGGGCAGUUUAUAUCCAAUGUACAUAAAACACGACUGGGCUUGUCUUUACACAGUUAUUACGGUAAAUGACAGCGUCAAUUGCCCUAUGUGCCGUAAAUCGAGUCGAGUGUCGUCCUCCCUGCGCACAGUUUUGUGUGCGAGCAGUGUUAUUUUAAACGUAACUGUGUAACUAACGUAAAACUUCAAUUCAGCAUUAGUUUCUUUUAUUUUAUAACAAAAAGGGAAAACUGCUGCACGAUGAUUAAUAUUUUUUCGUCUCCAUUCCAGAGGUUGUUUUAUAUGAAUUGGUCAACCGACGGUUAGCUUAUGCUAAUGCUACAAGGCGUUAGUUUGGUUUUCUGAACGAGCUGAUCUUCCUGUAUAUAAAGUGUACACGCAAUGACAGGUAACAUAGGCGACUCGUCGCCUUUAUCCGGAGUUAAUGUAGUUUUGGUUAUGGCCUAUGGCAGCUUGGUGUUUGUGUUGUUAUUUAUCUUCGUUAAAAGGCAAAUCAUGCGUUUUGCAAUGAGAUCCCGUCGAGGACCACAUGCACCAAUCGGACACAAUGCACCAAAGGGUUUGAGGGAGGACAUUGACCUGAGACUCUCCAAAGUUCAAGAUAUCUGUUUUGAACCCCGUCUUCUGUCAGAAGAAGAUGACAGGCUGAAGCAGGGAUUACAGAUCAGUUGCUACAACUACCUGUACAGAAUGAAAGCCCUGGAUGCCAUCCGUGACUCAGGAAUUCCUCUGCAGGAGAUUAGCUGCAGUCCCAACGCCUUCACAGGACGCAGCUUCAGGAACUGGCUCCUAGAAUUGCGCAACUCUCACUCCCUGAUCAAAAGCAGCCACAGUGUGCUCAUUGAUCGCCUGCUGGAGGGCUAUGACAUAGCUCGCCAUGGAACUGGGAUGUUUGGAGAGGCAGAGUUUCUUGAAUACCAGCAGGCUCUCAGUGAACUGGUUGACGUUGUUAAGGCCUAUUCCAGCAGCACUAGUCUGGACCAGCAGCACCAGUCUGCAGCCAAGGAUCUGACUGGCUCUCCUGUUCGCAGCACUCCCUCCACCAUCCAGGUCACUUACCUGCCCUCUACUGGCCAGCGCAGCAAGAGGCCCAAACACUUUCUGGAGCUUAAAAGUUUCAAGGACAACUAUAACACACUGGAGAGCACGCUGUGAAAUAUUUCCGCAUGGACUGACAGGCACAUGUUGUUGGUUUUGGGCUGUAAGAAUGUUGUAAAACAUAACAGUACACACAGAGAGGGAAUGCAAAAGAUUUUGGACAGGGCUGUAAAGGUUCAGACUAAUGUAAACAGUAAUAAGAUGUUUUGGUAUGAUCCUACCUUUUUAUUUAGAUGAUGCACAUGUGUGCAGGUUAAACCAAAGCUGUUUUGUUGUGGACCUGAUUUUAAUUAUGAUUGUAGCCUUUUAGGGCCUUCAGUGUUUUUAU
Cynoglossus semilaevis (tongue sole) is the source of this 1540-nucleotide messenger RNA. RefSeq lists its product as uncharacterized. The transcript has 7 exons. Gene Ontology annotation, biological process: phagocytosis. The coding region runs from base 496 to 1269 and encodes 257 amino acids. The record is from RefSeq and is a predicted model, not a curated record. Lineage: Eukaryota; Metazoa; Chordata; Actinopteri; Pleuronectiformes; Cynoglossidae.